Stomoxys calcitrans (stable fly) is the source of this 529-nucleotide messenger RNA. It is a transcript of the gene RpL35, whose product is annotated as large ribosomal subunit protein uL29. Lineage: Eukaryota; Metazoa; Arthropoda; Insecta; Diptera; Muscidae. The record is from RefSeq and is a predicted model, not a curated record. Bases 82 to 453 code for a protein of 123 amino acids. The transcript is spliced from 3 exons. Gene Ontology annotation, molecular function: mRNA binding; structural constituent of ribosome. Gene Ontology annotation, biological process: translation; maturation of LSU-rRNA from tricistronic rRNA transcript (SSU-rRNA, 5.8S rRNA, LSU-rRNA). Gene Ontology annotation, cellular component: ribosome; cytosolic large ribosomal subunit.
GCUGCGUGCUAUAAAACGGCAACUGUCAGAUUUUGACAUUUAAGCCUGUAAAGAUUCUUUUUAGCGUGAGUGGCAGACAAAAUGGUGAAAGUCAAGUGCUCCGAUUUAAGAACCAAGGACAAGAAAGAGCUCACAAAACAGCUCGAUGAGCUGAAAAAUGAGCUCCUGGUUCUACGUGUUGCUAAAGUUACCGGAGGUGCUCCCUCAAAGCUCUCCAAAAUCCGUGUAGUACGUAAAGCCAUUGCCCGUGUUUACAUUGUUAUGCACCAAAAGCAAAAGGAGAAUUUGCGCAAGGUUUACAAGAACAAGAAAUACAAGCCUUUGGAUUUGAGAAAAAAGAGGACUCGUGCCAUCCGCAAGGCUUUGUCGCCCAGAGACGCAAACAGAAAGACCCUUAAAGAAAUCCGCAAGCGGUCUAUUUACCCACAAAGGAAGUAUGCCGUUAAAGCAUAAUUUGAUUUGAUUUGUUGAACGUGUGUAUAAUACAACGCUAAUAAACACCAAUAAAACAAAAAAAAUCUCUUUCGUA